CUCCAAUGCGACAGAACCGAUUUAAUUUACCAAGACAACACACGCUUGCUAAAGCAUUAGACGGUCGAGAGCAAGAUGAGGGUCCUGAUAUGCAUGAUGCUGAUCGUCGUGGCGGCGGCUGAAGAGAAGAAUAUCCAGAAGCGCGGGCUUUUAGGGCUCGGUAUCGGUGGUCUUGGUCUUGGUGGUCUUGGUGGUCUUGGUGGCCACGGUGGUCUUGCUCUUGGUGGUCUCGGCGGUCUCGACGGUAGCGAGUGGGCGGCACCGAGCAAAGUCGCAAUCGCCGUCCAGGAUAGACCUGUCGCGGUCCCAGUCGCAGUUCCGAGACCGUACCCUGUCGCCGUCGACCGACCAUACCCAGUACAGGUACCGGUUCCGGUUCCACAACCUGUCGCAGUGCCAGUUGAGGUGCCCAAGCCGUACCCAGUGGUACAGACUCAGACCAUCCAAGUCCCAGUCGAAAAGCCGGUCCCAGUUCCGGUUCCAGUUAAGGUGGCCGUGCCUGUGCCCGCUCCAUACCCCGUCAAGGUCUCGGUUCCACAACCCGUCCCCGUUGCGGUUCCACAACCCGUCCCUGUCCCGGUCCCACACGCGGUCCCUGUUGCGGUUCCACAGCCCAUUCUCGUUAAACAGUCGGUUCCAGUUCUUGUUAAGGGCGGACACUAUGGACACUACUAGAUGAAUUUUCCCUUCAACUUGCCACCACCCCAACCACCUCCUCCCCACCUAACCUAGAGCAUCGCAAAAAAGACAUCGUGACGAGCGACGUACCAAAACAUAACUACGAUUCAUGAAAUAAAUUGAUUUUAUAAAUGUUUUUUAAACAAA
Megalopta genalis is the source of this 825-nucleotide messenger RNA. Its product is annotated as cuticular protein. Lineage: Eukaryota; Metazoa; Arthropoda; Insecta; Hymenoptera; Halictidae. The record is from RefSeq and is a predicted model, not a curated record.